This is a messenger RNA of Oppia nitens, 662 nucleotides long. RefSeq names its product alpha-crystallin A chain-like. The transcript is spliced from 2 exons. The coding region runs from base 90 to 662 and encodes 190 amino acids. The record is from RefSeq and is a predicted model, not a curated record. Gene Ontology annotation, biological process: response to heat; protein refolding. Gene Ontology annotation, molecular function: protein folding chaperone. NCBI's taxonomy places the organism in Eukaryota, Metazoa, Arthropoda, Arachnida, Sarcoptiformes, Oppiidae.
AAGCAUUGAAACGCCGAUAGACUUCACGAACAUUCCGGUGCUUUCGCUAACAAAUCACAAAAUACUAUAUAUUGAGAGCUCAGACAGAAAUGUUUGUCAAUUUAUUAGUUCCGUAUAAACGCCGAUACACUGACUGUUGGGAUGAUUUGUUUUCGGUGGACAUCAAUGAUUGGUUUGAUGUCAAUGAAAGAGUAACUCCGAAAAAGAGAGUCAAACGUUUAGCGGUCGAUGACCUGAAACCAAACACUACAUCAUUACAAGUAAUGGCUAACAAUGACAACAAGUUUAUGGUUCGUCUCGAUUGUAAUCAUUUCCGACCCGAAGAGCUUGAGGUCAAAACUAAUGGCAAAUUUGUUACAAUUCACGGCAAACACGAGGAAAGAGAGGACAAUAACGGAUGGAUUGCCCGUGAGUUUACCCGACGGUACGCAUUGCCUGACAAUUGCGACGACUCUACUAUCACAUCGAAUAUUAACCCGAAAGGUGUCCUCACUAUUGAAGCCAUGAAAAAGUCGAAAGACAUCGGAAAAAAUCAACGAAAUAUUUCGGUUAAUGUCAUCAAUGAUACUGAAGAAGACAAUGGCUAUGAAAGCGAAGACAACAUUAAAAACAACAACAACAAUAACUUGAAGACUACAACAAUAACCAAAGUCGAGGAAUAA